ACUUCAUCAGCAUCAAACUCAUCAACUACAACCAAACAUUUAAUCACUUCCAAUCAAAAAUGUUUGCUGUUCCAGGAUGGUCCGUCUCAGCGGACGGCCUCAAAUCUGAAGCCCCCGGCAAAAACAAUAGUAACAGCGCGCCCGGCAAAAAAUCCAAUAAGCGCAAGCGCAACAACAACAACAACGCUGCUGAGAAUGUCACACCUUCAACUGUCGCUGAUCUUUGGGAGUCCGUGAUUGAGGGAAAGAAGACUGAGCAACCCAAGUCUGAAAAGGCUGCCAAGAGGCAGAAGAAGCAGAAGAAGGCUAAGGAUGGUGAGGAUGAGAAGCUGAAGGAGGGCGAGGAGACGAAGGAGGAUAAGAAGGAGGGUGAUGAUGAUGAUGAGCAGCCCAAACCUAAGAAGGAGAAGAAGGACAAAAAGCAGAAGCAAAAGCAGAAGUCUACCGAGGACUCAACAGAAACCAACACUUCACCAGCAAAGGACGUCGUCGCAAAGACAGCACCUCAGCCUCCUGCUCCUCCCAAGCUCACUCCCCUACAAGCUUCGAUGAGAGAGAAGCUCAUCUCAGCUCGAUUCCGCCACCUCAACGAGACACUCUACACCCGUCCCUCUGAAGAAGCUUUCAAUCUAUUCGAUGAGUCCCCCGAGAUGUUCGACGAGUACCAUGAAGGUUUUCGUCGCCAGGUCAAGGUCUGGCCUGAGAACCCCGUCGACAGCUUCCUCAAAGAUAUUCGCGCACGCGGCAAGGUUCGCCAACAAGGCAAAGGCAGACCUGGAGCCCCUCCUACUCCUUUGGCUAAGACACCGCUACCUCGUACGCAACAGGAGUGUACUAUUGCUGAUCUUGGCUGUGGUGAUGCUCGUCUCGCGGAGGCUCUUCAGUCAGAUGGCAAGAAACUCAAAGUCAAUGUCAAAAGCUACGAUCUCCAGAGCCCAAGUCCCCUAGUCACCAAGGCUGAUAUCGCCAAUCUGCCUCUUGCUGACGGUUCCGUCAACGUUGCUGUCUUUUGUCUCGCUCUUAUGGGCACCAACUGGGUCGAUUUCAUCGAGGAGGCCUACCGUAUUCUCCACUGGAAGGGUGAGCUCUGGGUUGCUGAGAUCAAGAGCCGUUUUGGUCCCAUCCGAAAUAAGAACGCCCCCGUUACCCACAGUGUUGGUAACCGCAAGAAGAACGCAAUGGCUGGCAAGAAAGGCAAAAAGGGCGCUGAUAACGAUGCCGAGCAUGAUGAGGAUCUGGCCGUAGAGGUCGACGGUAUGGAUGAUCGCCGCCGUGAGACAGACGUAACAGCGUUCGUCGAGGUGCUCAGGUCACGCGGUUUUGUUCUUCAGGGAGAUAGAGAGGCGAUCGAUUUGUCCAACAAGAUGUUUGUCAAGAUGCACUUCAUCAAAGGAGCAUCGCCCACAAAGGGAAAGCAUGUCAAGGAGCAGGAGGCUCCCAAGGGUAAGAGGGGCAUCAUCCGUAGGAUAGAUCCCAUCGAUGAGCAGCCAGAAUUUAACGAAGCUUCUGUUUUGAAGCCUUGCGUCUAUAAGAUCCGGUAAAUUUAACCAGCAGAGAGAGGGGAUGGUUUCAUAGAUUAGUUACUGCGAUGAGCAAUACCCGCACCAAAAGCUGAUGAGCAAUUUG
Molecule: messenger RNA, 1626 nt
Organism: Fusarium oxysporum Fo47
Lineage: Eukaryota; Fungi; Ascomycota; Sordariomycetes; Hypocreales; Nectriaceae
Product: 25S rRNA (adenine645-N1)-methyltransferase
Exons: 1
Coding region: 60-1541 (493 amino acids)
Biological process (GO): rRNA methylation; ribosomal large subunit biogenesis
Cellular component (GO): nucleolus
Molecular function (GO): rRNA (adenine) methyltransferase activity
Source: RefSeq, a predicted model, not a curated record